UGGAAAGAGAAAACGUGUUUAUUAUGUACCCAUUUCUAAACUUUAUUAUAUUAUAAAAUCCAGUAAUAUAAAGUUCCCUAGGAGACAGUAUCAAUCUGCUCUCUUGCUCCUCCUCUUUCAGAUUUCUUCAAAAAGGUGAGAGUUUUUACUUUAUUUCUGUUUUUUUUCAGUUAUAUUUUACAGUGCCUAACUUAAAACUGGCAAUUGUACCUACCUGUACAAUUGAUAGUUUUACAAGGUGCCCAAUUAAGUUUUCCUUAUUUCCUAUGAGAAAACUUGUAUAUACAGUAAAUUGUUGAACUUAAAAUUGUGUUUCUUAGAUUGGAACAGCUUCUGCACAUUUGUGUUGGUUUCACUGUAUACUGUAGAACUUCUGCCAGUUUUCUCAUAGCGAAGCAUGUCAAUAUUAAUGUAAUACAUGCAUAUCCAAAAGCAGUGUUUCUCAAAAUGUGGUAUGCGGGUUGCCUCUAGAAGAAAUAUACAAACUGUGCAUAAUGUUUCUACAGUACAUCUGUAAAUUACAGUUUAUAUUUUUUAACUUCAAUACAUUUGCAGCUAAUCUUUUAGAACAGUUUCUUUUAAAAUGUUUAUUUAGGUUUACUUUUUUUUUUAAUAACCUGUGUGAGAUGCAUUUUAAAUUACUACGGGCCUACUAAGCAACUAUUUUAAUGUUGGUCUCUAUGGUCGUACUUGGAGAAUCAAGUUGUUUUAGGUAAUACUUUGUGCACAAAGUUUGAGAACCGCUGCACUAAAGUAUGUAACUCAUAUAAAAGUAACGUCGUUCUAUAUUUGUAUACACUAUAAAUACAGAAUGUUACAUUCACUCGGGUCCAAACAUCAACUAUAAAGAUAUCUCUGAAAAUGUUUUUAUUAAAAAAAAGUAGAACUUGUUUUUAAAUGAUUUAUGAUUAUUAAAAAAAAAUGCUUCACAUUUUGAAGGAAUUUUUUAUACCUUUUAUAGGUGGACAUUUUUUGGUUGGUAGUUUCUCUAAAUUUUAACUGAACUUUAAACCUCAGCGCUAAUUUAAAAGAAAAAAAAUUAGGGUUUGGACUGUUUUAUGUUAUAUCAUAAGUUGAUGUGCAGUAUAUGUCAAUCUAAUAGAAAUACCAGAUGUAGUUUAUGUUUGGGUCCCACUGCACUGAUUUCAAACUAAUGAUAUGGUGGCGCAUGUGUCCGUCCCACAGGGCAUCUUGUAACCUGCAGCGCGACCCAUAUUUUGGCUUGUAAUCCAGGUGGCGGUGGUGUGCGACCUGUGUGGGAGCAACAAUGAAGUACUAAAGAAACAAAAGAGCACGUUGGAGCCUGAGACUGAAAAGAGACGACAACAUUGUGUCACCCCUUUGGCUAGAGUUGCUGACAGGGGAUAACCCUUUAAAAUGGCCCCCCUCUCUCCUGUCGUGCCCCUCUCAUCCACAUGCACAAACACACACACUGACUGACCACUACUAUGCACCUAAAGACAUAUCUUCUCUAACAAACACAGGAGACCGUCAACAGCAGCAGCAACACCUGAGGACCACAAAGGAACAUCGGCAAACAAGUGUGAUCGCCUCUGAAGCAGGAGAGCGCUCCAAAGGGGGUUGGGGAAAAAAGGUAUACAGCUCCUCAUUUCAUAUUUUAAGAAUAAACAUAAAUAUCUGAGAAGACUAUCUGCAGCCUCUUUGCCGCUAAGUCGAGAAGUGACCCAAGCAGCCUUAUCAUGAUCGAGAGUGAGAGAGAGCUGUCCGCCAUGGUGCAGGAACUGUGGGACAACGACGUCAACAGACUACGACCUGGAAAGGACUACAGAAUAUCAUUGCAGGGCAAAGCUGGAGACAACAUGGCCAUCAAUGACGAUGACAACGAUGGAGCAGGAUAUCCUCUGUUCAAAUUUGUCGAUGAGAAUAUUUUCCAAAAGGAGACCUUUUUAGCCUUUAUCUCCUUGUUGGAUAAUUAUGUGAGUGACACCGGGGAGCCAGAGAUUGUAACCCCUGAGGAGGUGGCGGAGAACCACAAGUUUCUGGACUCUAUUGUUAAGACUCCCACAAUGAAGAUAGCUCAUAAAUAUCUGGUGGAGAAGAAGCUCUCCCCGCAAGAUGAGACACAGUUCAAGGAGCAGCUCUACAGAAUCUGGUUUGAACUCUACGCAAGGAGAGGAUCCAGCAGGCCGGAUUCAUCGGGUUUUGAACACGUGUUUGUCGGAGAAACCAGAGGAGGGCGGACGGUCAUAGGAUUUCACAAUUGGAUCCAGCUGUAUCUGCAGGAAAAGCUGGGACACAUCGAUUACAAAGGCUACAGCGUCAACGCUAACUCGCCGCAGCCGGACGAGAACAAACACAUCUUGGCCCUGCAGUUCAGCUGGAAGAACGGCAUCAAGCCCAAAGGCAGCAUCUUCAUCGGCGUCAGUCCCGAGUUCGAGUUCGCCCUCUACACCCUGUGUUUCCUCAGCUCGCCCAAUGAGCGGGUCAAAGUCCAGUUCAGUUUCUAUGAUGUGGAGAUCGUGUGCCACCACUACAACCAGAAGCACAUAGGCACGACUUACCCCGUGCUCCUUAAGUACCAGAAAAACACUUAAUUUACAUGCCAAAAAUGUACAGGUACUGUCUUUUUAAUUUUAUUUGAAGAUACAAUAAAGCCUUACAAUACUUUG
Molecule: messenger RNA, 2630 nt
Organism: Phyllopteryx taeniolatus (common seadragon)
Lineage: Eukaryota; Metazoa; Chordata; Actinopteri; Syngnathiformes; Syngnathidae
Gene: endou2
Product: endonuclease, polyU-specific 2
Exons: 7
Coding region: 1701-2555 (284 amino acids)
Molecular function (GO): RNA endonuclease activity
Source: RefSeq, a predicted model, not a curated record